AUAUGUGUGUGUGUGUGUUGGCAAUUACUACGUGAAUAAAAUAAGGGAAAAAUAGUAAUCAAAAUAAAAAUAUUUGUUUAUUCUUUUCAUGAAUUUUAGAGAUAUGUUGUAAUUAUAUAAUAGGAGGUUGCGCAAUAGAAAUUAACCAUUACGCCGGAUUUAUUCCCGAAAAGUCAAGUGUUUUCGUAAGAUAUCAAUAUUUUUUACGUGAUAAAUUAAAAUCUUGAUUUACUGGGUGAUAUUUUGAUAACGGUGUUCAUCGAUUUAAACAGAUGAAUCUAUUCGUUAAUCGUGCUGUUACUGUACGAGGAAUAUCAUCUUUAGGUUCUUUUAAUCGAAGCUUUCAUUUAUCAUCCAGAAACAUGGUUAUCGCUGUUGGUAGCAAAUUACCCUCGGUUGACCUUUUCGAAGAUAAUCCAACUAAUAAAGUUAAUCUAGCUAAACUUAGCGCAGGGAAGAAAAUUAUUAUCUUCGCUGUACCUGGUGCUUUCACUCCUGGUUGUUCAAAGACGCAUUUGCCUGGUUUCAUUCAAAAAGCUGAUGAAUUAAAAAGUAAGGGAAUCAAUGAUAUUUAUUGUGUAAGUGUUAACGAUGCUUUCGUCAUGGCUGCCUGGGGUAAAGAACAGGGCACGUUAGGAAAGAUACGAAUGCUAGCAGAUCCCAAUGGUGCAUUUGCAGAUGCUUUGGAAUUGUCAGUAGAUUUACCAGUUUUAGGUGGUAAACGAAGCAAACGUUAUUCCAUGAUUGUCGAAGAUGGAGUUGUAAAAGAACUCAACGUCGAACCGGAUAACACUGGACUUUCCUGCUCGUUAGCUGAACACAUUAAACUAUAAAAUAAUAUGAGAAAAGUAUCUUAUAUUCUAUCAUAAUUAUUUUUAUUAUAGCUUCUUUCAGUUACUAUUUUUCUUAUUAUCAAUUUAGUAUGAACACAAAUGAUCAUUUGUAUUUUCUUUUAUUAUGUACACAAUUUUCUGUACAUUUUGUUAAUAUAUUUAAUAUAAAACAAAGUUAACACAUAAUGAAUAAUGUGAAAAAAAGAUUAACUAAAGUCUUAAGAACUGGUCAGUCAAUGAAUAUAUAUAUAAACAAAUAAUAUAUAUGAUUAAUAUAAUUUAAUUGUAACAUUGUGUUGCAUGUUAUAAUGUAUGGUAGAAAUAAACAGCAUUAUACCAAAAUGAA
Messenger RNA from Polistes canadensis, 1179 nucleotides. RefSeq names its product peroxiredoxin-5, mitochondrial (gene Prx5). Gene Ontology annotation, biological process: cellular response to oxidative stress; hydrogen peroxide catabolic process; cell redox homeostasis. The coding region runs from base 273 to 833 and encodes 186 amino acids. Lineage: Eukaryota; Metazoa; Arthropoda; Insecta; Hymenoptera; Vespidae. Gene Ontology annotation, cellular component: mitochondrion; peroxisome; cytoplasm. The record is from RefSeq and is a predicted model, not a curated record. The transcript is spliced from 4 exons. Gene Ontology annotation, molecular function: thioredoxin peroxidase activity.